GAUCAGCUCAAAGAAUCAGAAGAAAAGAACACUGAACUGGCUGAUGCGGUAGCUGCCAUGCAGGGACUACUGAAAUCGGCCUACGAAAGUUUGACGGAAGAUGAGUUGCGUCAGCUUAACCCAGCAGUUGCCGCCACGUUGAGUGCAUUGAAACGAGGACAAAGUUUGACCCAACUUUAUUCAGACUACAUUCAGUUGGUGGAAGAUCGUGAUCAGUUGCGGCUGGAUAAACAAAGGUUGACAGAAUAUGUCAACCAGUUGGUGGACGAUUUGAAGGAAAAAGCUCCCGUACUGCGAGAUCAACAGGACAGAUAUAGGAAGAUGCAAGCACAGGUGAAGGACCUGUCUAGCCAAUUGAAUGCUGUUAACACGAAAUUGGAAGAAGCUCAGGCCAAAAGACAAGAGGUUCAGCGCCGCGCGGGCUACUAUCAGCGUGAAUCUAGUCGGUUGAAACGAACCUGUGGUGAUUUGUCCAGACAGGGUUUGUAUAACAACAUGAUGUUACCCGAUGUAAAAAUGAAAUGA
Molecule: messenger RNA, 525 nt
Organism: Echinostoma caproni
Lineage: Eukaryota; Metazoa; Platyhelminthes; Trematoda; Plagiorchiida; Echinostomatidae
Source: the annotation of a GenBank genome assembly